GUUAGUGGAUCAGUUUCGAACCCAUUUUCCCUAACAACAUGCCAAAAAAACGUUUCUAUCGUAAACUAGGACGUAAAUACUCUCACCGUAAGGCUCUUCUGAGAAACUUAGUAACUUCAUUGGUACAACAUGAGAACAUUUUAACGACAUGGGCAAAAGCAAAAGAGGCUCAAAAACAAGCGGAAAAACUUAUAACAAUUGCGAAGAAAAACGGGCGGGACCACGAAGCGUGGAUAAAGGCGUCUAAUCUAGUCUUCCAACCAAAAACGACGCUUACAAAAGUGUUUGACGAGCUCGCACCUCGGUUUCAAGAACGACCAGGUGGAUACACACGCGUCCUUCGGAUGCCUCCGCGGUUUGGAGACAAUGCUCCUCAAGGAGUUCUUGAGUUUGUCGAUGGACCGGGGGACAGUCGUUUCUAUAUGACAGCUAAGAUUAUCGGUAUUUGCCAGGCACGAGGGAAAGCAUUGACUGAAGUCACAGAGCUGAACAAGCGGCGAGUCCUUGCCUUCCGAAAAGGAGGCGAAGAAGAGUUUCAGCGACUCGUUGAAUGUGCUCGACAGGAAGAGCUGCAACGAGUACAAGCCGACCAAGAGUUAGAGAACUGUAUUCGUGAAGGCCGUGUGCCUCCAAAGGACUGGAAACUCGGCGACCCGAUUCCACGACCCACAUACGUCUCAUAAGUUUCUGUGCCGCCCGUGAAGGCACGACGUCCGAGCUCCACUGUACCACUACUCCCACUGCCCUGCCUCUCCUGGUUCCUCAUGUUUAUUACUCUCACUUUUUACUCUUUCUUGUCUUCAAACCCCCCACAUUUGCCCCCAUUUGACCGCUCUCUCGCUCCCCACACGCCCACAUCACGAUCCAAAUUAAGGUUAAGGUUAUGUAUGACGUAGGUGACAGAGUAUAUAUAGGAUGGAGACCGCACCCGCUCUCCUCUCCUCUGCAGAACACAUCUUAACGUUAGUCAGGCAGUGAGAAACUAAAAUGCACGAAAGAACUGAUGAUUACUAAACUGAACAAAGACAAUUGCGUAUCAAUUGAAACUCUCAAUCUUUAAUUGACUGCCGGGUGUGUACUUCUUUCC
This is a messenger RNA of Schizosaccharomyces japonicus yFS275, 1087 nucleotides long. Its product is annotated as mitochondrial 54S ribosomal protein YmL8. Gene Ontology annotation, molecular function: structural constituent of ribosome. The record is from RefSeq and is a predicted model, not a curated record. Gene Ontology annotation, cellular component: ribosome. Bases 39 to 683 code for a protein of 214 amino acids. Lineage: Eukaryota; Fungi; Ascomycota; Schizosaccharomycetes; Schizosaccharomycetales; Schizosaccharomycetaceae. Gene Ontology annotation, biological process: translation. The transcript is spliced from 2 exons.